AUGGAGACCGCAUCCCAGCCUCCCCCGCCUCCUGCGCUCACAAAUCCUCGCUUCACCCUCGAGCUCGAAUUCGUUUCCUCGCUGGCCAACCCUUACUACCUGUCUCACCUGGCGGUCAACUAUCCGAACCUGCUGGGGAUCGCGCGCUCGGAAGACAACGAUGGCGACACUGCCUCUGCCCCAGAUGCGCAGGCCUUUGCCGCCUACCUGGCUUACCUAUACUCUUACUGGAAGACCCCGGAAUACUCGCAGUUCUUAACCCACCCCGGUCCAACCUUACGCGCACUUCGCCUGCUUCAGGAGGAGACCUUCCGCCGAGAUAUCAUCUUGCCUCAGGUGAUUGAAGGGUUGGCUGGGUCUAAUACUAUGCCAGAAGCCGCACCUGUCACCGAGGGCGAUGCUACUGCUGAGGUGGAAAAGCAGGAACCGAAUGGCUCCAAGACCUGA
This is a messenger RNA of Penicillium macrosclerotiorum, 447 nucleotides long. Its product is annotated as mediator of RNA polymerase II transcription subunit 31. The coding region runs from base 1 to 447 and encodes 148 amino acids. The record is from RefSeq and is a predicted model, not a curated record. Gene Ontology annotation, biological process: regulation of transcription by RNA polymerase II. Lineage: Eukaryota; Fungi; Ascomycota; Eurotiomycetes; Eurotiales; Aspergillaceae. Gene Ontology annotation, cellular component: core mediator complex; mediator complex. The transcript has a single exon. Gene Ontology annotation, molecular function: transcription coregulator activity.